Messenger RNA from Cajanus cajan (pigeon pea), 2125 nucleotides. RefSeq names its product Core-2/I-branching beta-1,6-N-acetylglucosaminyltransferase family protein. Lineage: Eukaryota; Viridiplantae; Streptophyta; Magnoliopsida; Fabales; Fabaceae. Gene Ontology annotation, molecular function: glucuronosyltransferase activity. Gene Ontology annotation, cellular component: membrane. The record is from RefSeq and is a predicted model, not a curated record.
CUACUCCAACUAGUUUGAAAUUGAAGAAGGGAAAGAGAAAGAAAAGAAGGAGAUGAGACGAGAAAGGGUGUAAAAGGCAAAGCAAUGAGAUCUCAGUAGAAACCACCGCAACCGAACCUAACGAUCUCAAUCUCAUCAGUCAUCUCAUCACACCACACACGAAAAUGCAAAACCCAUCAUCUUCACCAUCACCGGCAGCAGCAGCAGCAGCAGCAGCAGCAGCAGCACCCCCUCCAUCGCACCACUUCCCUUCUUCACUCCCAUUCUUCAACAGCCUCCGAGAUCCAAAGCCGAAACCCUCCCUCCUCCUCUACGCCUUCCUCUUCAUCUCGCUCCUCUCCCUCACCCUCAUCCUCUCCUUCUCUCUCUCCCCCUCUUCCUCCGCCCCUCACUCGGGACCCGACCCGUUUCUCUACCCGACCCACACCCACCGCCUCGUCUACCACACCCACAAAGCCACCCCCUCGCCUCCCUCCCUCGCCUACCUCAUCUCCGGCUCCCGCGGCGACUCGGCUCGGAUCCUCCGCCUGCUCCACGCCGCCUACCACCCGCUCAACGUCUACCUCCUCCACCUCGACCCCUCCGCGCCCCACGCCGACCGCGAGCGCCUCGCCCUCGCCGUCCAGGCGCACCCCGUCUUCAAGGCCGCGCAGAACGUGCACGUCGUCGGGAAGCCCGAUUUUGCGUACCCCAAAGGCUCCUCGCCCGUUUCGCUCAACCUCCGCGCCGCCGCGGUUUUGCUCCGCCUGUCGCCGCGCUGGGACUGGUUCGUUAGCCUCACCGCCGAUGCUUACCCUCUUGUUACGCAGGAUGAUCUUCUUCACAUAUUGUCUUUUCUGCCUAAGGAUAUCAACUUUGUGAAUCAUUCAAGUUAUAUUGGAUGGAAAGAAGCAAAGAAGUUGAAACUGAUUAUUGUUGAUCCGGGUCUGUAUCUCUCUGAAGGGACUGAAAUGUUUUAUGCGACUCAGCAAAGAGAACUCCCUAGUGCUUAUCGCGUGUUUACAGGUUCACCUUUUUCUAUCUUAAGUCGCAGGUUCAUGGAGUUCUGCAUCUUGGGAGAAGACAACCUCCCAAGGAUUCUACUGAUGUAUUUUGCAAACACACCUUCAUCCUUGUCCAACUAUUUUCCUACAGUUAUCUGCAAUACCCGGAAGUUUAACAAGACAGUCAUAAAUCAAAACUUAUUAUAUGCUAUCCCUGAUGGCCGUAGAAACGAUCUUCGACCACUCAAUUCCACUGAUUUUGAUGACAUGAUUCGUAGUGGAGCUGUCUUUGCUCAAAAGUUCCAGAAAGAUGACCCUGUGCUUGAUCUCAUUGACCAAAAACUUUUGGGUCGAAGUCCUAGAUCAGUUGUUCCAGGGGGAUGGUGCUUAGGUGAGCCUGGGAAUAGCACGUGUUUAACUUGGGGUGAUGCCAAGAUUUUGAGACCUGGUACAGGUUCUCAACGACUUGAGAAGGCAAUAGUUGAAUUGCUGGCAAAUGGCACUUUCCGAUCGCGCCAGUGUAUAUAUGAAUGAACUGACUCUAGCUUGACAUCUCGCAAUGCAGCGGAAUAGAAAUCCACCUUGAAAGAAACUCAAAAGGAUUGGUAACAACUAUAAGAAUGGUGUUUGUUCCUUAUCUACUAAAAAUCUUGUAGCAUAGUCAGGGUAUGGAUUUUUUUGGGCGGUGCUUUAUACAACAUAGGUAUGAAUGAGUAUGUAUUCUGUUAGCACAAUUAAUUUUUUGCCAUUUCUGAUUGGCAUUUUUAUAAUUUAAGAUGAAUAUCAGUAUAGAAGCACAAUUACUUCGUCCUUGAACGCUUUAAAAAGUGGACAAAAAUGCACCUCUAGGUGGGAAUUCUUUCUGUUCUGUGUUUACAAUUAUGUGCCAAGGUGCUAGCUUCAAGUGCUUUAAAUGUUUACACAGGUAUGCUCUGUUACUGGUGUCUAAAACCACGAGAACAUAUUGGGUUUAGAUGAUGUGAUGAAGUUGUUAAGUUACAACUUUAUAACUAAUAAGAUAAAUUUUGGUUUCUUUGGUAGGGGAGAUAGAAACUGAUGAGUAUAAUACAUAUACAUGCUGCAUUUACUCUCAUUUCAUCUUUAUUGAACAUUCUAAUACUAAAUUGGUUACAUUUACACUC